CAGGGUUUACAAACAGAAACAAACAUGGCGCCCUCCAUCUGAUCUUCACAUUUUCCGAAAGGUUGCCUGGAAAUCGCUGGGCUUUGAGAUAUUGUGGCAAUAUGCUCAGUCUCACCAUAAAAGAGGUGUCCUUGGCUCUAAGGGAGGGGAAGAUCUCCCCAUUAGAACUGUGUCGAAAAUGUCUGAAACGCAUUAAGAAAACUCAGCAUUUGAAUGCAUACAUCACCGUGACGGAGGAGCUGGCACUGAAACAGGCAGAGGAGGCAGAGAGUCGACUGCUUCAAGGUUCUCCCAAAGGUAUUCUAGAUGGAAUACCGUUUGCUGUCAAAGACAACUUCUGCACAGAGAAUAUCAGGACCACAUGCGCUUCAAGGAUGCUCAAAGACUUCCUCCCGCCAUAUAAUGCUACAGUGGUCCAGAAACUUCUUGAUCAGGGAGCUGUUCUUGUGGGGAAGACAAAUAUGGAUGAGUUUGCAAUGGGAUCAGGCAGCACUGACGGGGUGUUCGGUCCAGUCAGGAACCCCUGGAGCUAUGCUGCUCCCUACAGAGAGCAGUCAGGAGGAGCGGAGGAUGACUCUGAGUGGGUGAUCACAGGAGGAAGCUCAGGAGGAAGUGGUGCAGCUGUCACCUCACUAACCAGCUUCCUAGCUCUGGGCUCAGAUACUGGCGGCUCCACCCGUAACCCAGGGGCUCUUUGUGGAGCCGUGGCCCUCAAGCCCACCUACGGCCUGCUGUCCCGCCACGGUCUCAUCCCCCUGGUCAACUCCAUGGACGUCCCGGGCAUCGUGACCCGGAGCACCAGCGACGCAGCCAUCGUUCUUGAGGUCCUCCAGGGCCGUGACCUUAAGGACUCCACGACGGUGCAGAGCCCCACGUCACACGCAGGGUUUUCUGAAGACUUCGACGUCCGCAACCUCUGUGUGGGCAUCCCAAAGGAGUACCACGCUCCGGGUCUGUCACAGGAGACCCUGGCCCAGUGGAGCCGCCUCGCCGACCUGCUGGAGGGAGCUGGGGCCCGGGUGAGAGAGGUCUCCCUCCCCCACACCCAGCACUCAAUCGUCUGCUACCACGUGCUGUGCUGUGCCGAGGUGGCGUCCAACAUGGCACGCUUCGACGGCCUGGAGUAUGGGCACCGUAGCACUGAGGACAGCUCGACGGACGCCAUGUACGCCGCCAGCCGCCACGAGGGCUUCAACGCCGUGGUGCGAGGGAGGAUCCUGUCUGGAAACUUCUUCCUGCUCCAACAGAACUACGAGCGCUACUUCCUGAAGGCGCAGCAGGUGCGUCGGCUCAUCGCCGAGGACUUCGAACACGCGUUCAGCGCGGGCGUGGAUGUGCUCCUGACGCCCACCACCCUGAGCGACGCCGCCAGCUACUCCCACUUCAUCCAGGCGGACAACCGCACGCGCUCUACCCAGGAGGACGUCUUCACGCAGCCCGCCAACCUAGCAGGUCUACCUGCUGUUUCUGUGCCAACAGCUUUAUCAAGCAGAGGUCUUCCAAUUGGCUUACAGCUCAUAGGUCCCGCCUUCCAAGACGGAAUGUUGCUGAGUGUAGCACACUGGAUCGAGCAAAGAGUGGGGUUUCCCUCAAUUUCCAACUAUGAGGUCCCCAACAAAUGAAAAAGUGCCAUUGAGCAGACAUCAGUGUGAAAAUAACUGCAAAUCACAUGGCUUUGUGAUUGUGUAAAUGAUUACCUUCCAUUGCAGAGUAUUUUGCAGAUAAUGAAUGUGUUCCUGUUGAGGGUAUGCUAUUUAUUUAUUUUAUUUUUUAUAGGUUAACUGGGAAGGUCCUUUAUUAUUAUUAGGUGGUUGGAAUGUGUUUGAUAUUAUCUUUUCCACUGAGCAACUGUUCCAUGGUCGAUCAUGAGGCACCACUUGUCUUAAAUAAACUCUUUCUUUUGGC
Gadus morhua (Atlantic cod) is the source of this 1905-nucleotide messenger RNA. It is a transcript of the gene qrsl1, whose product is annotated as glutaminyl-tRNA amidotransferase subunit QRSL1. Bases 102 to 1622 code for a protein of 506 amino acids. NCBI's taxonomy places the organism in Eukaryota, Metazoa, Chordata, Actinopteri, Gadiformes, Gadidae. The record is from RefSeq and is a predicted model, not a curated record. Gene Ontology annotation, molecular function: glutaminyl-tRNA synthase (glutamine-hydrolyzing) activity. The transcript has 11 exons. Gene Ontology annotation, biological process: glutaminyl-tRNAGln biosynthesis via transamidation; mitochondrial translation. Gene Ontology annotation, cellular component: glutamyl-tRNA(Gln) amidotransferase complex; mitochondrion.